This is a messenger RNA of Salvelinus sp. IW2-2015, 3799 nucleotides long. It is a transcript of the gene snx9b, whose product is annotated as sorting nexin 9b. The record is from RefSeq and is a predicted model, not a curated record. Gene Ontology annotation, cellular component: cytoplasmic vesicle; plasma membrane. Lineage: Eukaryota; Metazoa; Chordata; Actinopteri; Salmoniformes; Salmonidae. Gene Ontology annotation, biological process: mitotic cell cycle; endosomal transport; plasma membrane tubulation. Gene Ontology annotation, molecular function: protein binding; phosphatidylinositol binding.
GCUUGUCUUGAGAGAACCAUUGGACAGAGCCCACUAUCUUUCCGGUUUCUUACUACCGGUAGGCUACAGGAAUCUUGCUCCCCGGGCUCUGGAGUCAAUUCAGCUAUUUACCCGCUAUAAAGAAAUGUCAAAUUUGUGUUGACUGGAUAUACUCAAUUGGGAUUGACUGUCGCGGAUUUUUUUCGCACUCAACCAUUUUAGCUGUCUCUCUCAGGUUUGAGGUUAAAGGGCAUCUUGUAUUUAGUGAUGUAUUAAAAUUUGUUCUGCGACGACUCGCCCCAAGAAGUACCUUGUUUUCGCCCAGUUGAGCUGCGAGGAAAUGUCUGGCUGAGGAUUUGUAACCCACGAAAACCUUGGCCCGUUUUGUAAUGAUAGAUUAAUGCACCGACAAUGGCAAACAAGGUACAGGUUUUGUAUGACUUCACUGCUGAGCCUGGAAACAACGAGCUGACCGUGAGAGAGGGAGAGACAGUCACUAUCACCAAUCAGGGUGUUGGAGGAGGCUGGAUAGAAGCACAGAAUUCCAGAGGAGAGGUUGGACUAGUGCCAGAAGACUACAUUGAGCUCCCAGGAGGAGGGGGAAAUGUAGGACAUGUAGCUGCCCCAGUAGCUGCCCACGCCMCAGACCUAUCGUUCUUUGACGCCUUCGCUGCACCAGCCAACAACACCACUCAGAACCAGGUGGAUGUUGGGGCCUGUAGUCCUCAGCCGGACACCCCCGACACCCCGGCCCCCCCUUCCUCCUCUUCCCCUGACGAGGCGAGUAACGGUAAAGACCCGUGGUCGGUAUGGAACCAGGACACCACGGGAGGUUCCUCCAACAACUGGGCGGCCCAGCCAGAGGGCACCGUUACAGGCAAGAGUGCUGCCCCUGACCCCUGGGGCUCCACAGCACCGAGCCAUCCUCAGGCCUACCAGGGCCCAGAUAUCUAUCCAUAUCCCUACCUUAUUGACUGGUCAGGAGCGGAGGACGAUGAGUGGGAUGAUGAGUGGGAUGAUGUGAAGUCGAACUCUGAGUCUGGAGAUGGAGGGGCCAUCCAGAGAGGAGGGGCUACUGGCUCCUCCAUGAAGAUCUCCCUCAACAACAGGUUCCCCGGGUUCUCCAAGUCUGGUCCUGAGGUGUUCCUCCUCUGCAAGCAACCACCCAAGGGAAAGGAGAAGAUAACCAUCUAUAUGGGGGAGGUUGGUCCAGUGUGGUCCUAUCCAGAGGCUCAGCUGGACUGUGUCGUAGCCGACCCCAAGAAGGGCACCAAGAUGUACGGCCUGAAGAGCUACAUCGAGUACCAUGUCAUACCCAACACCACAAACAGACCUGUCAAUCACCGAUACAAGCACUUUGAUUGGCUGUAUGAGAGGCUACUGGACAAGUUUGGUUCAGCCAUCCCCAUCCCCUCUCUACCGGACAAGCAGGUCACAGGGCGUUUUGAGGAGGAGUUUAUCAAGAUGAGGAUGGAGAGGUUGCAGGGCUGGAUGACCAGGAUGUGUCGGCACCCUGUGGUCUCCAACAGCGACGUCUUCCAACUCUUCCUGACCUACAAGGACGAGAAGGACUGGAAAACAGGGAAGAGAAAAGCAGAGAAAGACGAGGAUGUGGGAGUGAUGAUCUUCUCCUCCAUAGAGCCUGAAGCCCCCGACCUGGACCCCAUCGAAGUGGAGCAGAAGUGUGAUCAGUUCAGUCGUUUCACCAAAGCUAUGGAUGAUGGUGUGAAGGACCUCCUCACAGUGGGCCAGGAGCACUGGAAGAGAUGCACAGGACCUUUGCCCAAAGAGUACCAGAGGAUUGGCAAGGCCUUCCAGAACCUCUCGUCUGUCUUCACCAGCAGUGGAUACCAAGGAGAGGCCACCCUCACCGAUGCCAUGACUUCAGCAGGAAAGACCUAUGAGGAGAUAGCUCAGAUGGUGGCUGAGCAGCCCAGGAAAGACCUGCACUUCCUCAUGGAGAACAACAAUGAGUACAAAGGCCUUCUGGGAUGUUUCCCUGACACCAUUGGAGUACACAAGGCGGCCAUAGAGAAGGUGAAGGAGGGAGACCGGCUGGUGGCAGCUAGCAAGAUYACCCCUCAAGACAAAGUGACCAUGGCUAAACGUGUUGGCACCAUGUCAUAUGCACUACAAGCUGAGAUGAACCACUUCCAUAGCAACCGUAUCUACGACUACAACAGGGUGAUGCAGCUGUACCUGGAGGAGCAAGUGAAGUUCUACGAGACGAUUGCUGAGAAGCUGAAGCAAGCACACAGUCAAUUCACCACCAUGUAAACCUGCCUCCUAAGACUGAAAAUGCAAGAAACAGCUCAACACCCAAGAGAUCUCUCUUUUUCUAUUUCUCACUCUGUUGCUUUUUCCCUUUGCGCUCAGUGCAAUUUCAUUUCCUGCAGUCGUUAGCUAAUGAUGCUAAUGUAAUCUGUUUUAAACAGUCUAGGAACUGUUUAGGAAGAGGUGUAGACAGUCGAAACCCAGAUGGGUGGAUUGCAGCAGUGCCUGAUGCACAGUGGGUGCCACAUACAACACCAAACAGCCCAGUCCCACAGGAAACAACACUGACUUCUUCCUGUGUCUCAGGUCAGGGUAACAUGACAAACAUUCAGGCCCUCAUUGAACAUAUUGCACAGUUAAGCAUUGCCCUCACUGCCUCAGUGAUUCACUCAAAAUGCAGAGGUCAAAGAGCAGCUCUCUUCCCCUGGCAAAGAGGAUACUGUUUGCAUUUCCUUGUUUGACUGAAUCCAUGGGCUAGUCAUGACUUCCUCAGUUCCACAUUAUAGUAAACCUACAGUUCCCUACCUUGGUUCCCUGGUAAUGUUUGGAUGGAUGUGUUAUGGAUCUCUCCCAUGACCAAGCACGCCUUUGUGGAUGUUGUUUUUUGCUCCAUGGUUCUUUAUUAUCUCCUGGUCAUCAAAUGGACCUUAUCACAGCAUUUUUUAAUCACAGCAUUUCAACAGAAUUAUUUUUUUUUUUUUGUGUGUGAUUGAAACACACUCACAGUUCAGAGUAGAGAUGUUGCAUUAUGCCUUGUCAGUUAAGUUCCAGCAGAUAUGAGAGAGAAUGUCACCACGCCCCUUGCUUGUGAGUGUGUCUGAACACUGCUGGCAGUGCCCCGCCCCUUCCUUCACUCACUUCCUCGAUCUCUAACAGGAAGCUCGACCCUUUCCUGCCACUGUGCCUUGUUGACGUUCUGUAGAAAAUAGAACUGCAUGCUUCGCUCAUUCCCCCCUGCCUGAUUUUUUUAUUUUUUUACUUUUCAUAUCUUUCCCAAAACAUGGAGUUCUGCUUUUCUCCCUUCUGGAAGGACAGAUUCCGAUGGGGAAUGUUAGAGGUUAUGCAAUGGGAGCCUACUGCUCGUCCAUGGAAGCCAAACAUCAGCGAGCCAAUGUUUCUCCCAAAGCCAGUGCCAAACAUGGUGGCUGGGUCCCAAUACUCAUAAAUUGCUUCCUUGUUUUCUUUCCUUCAAAAACAGCUGAGCGGUUUCACAAUAUUGCUUUCACCUAUCGAAUCCUUACAUAGCAGUGGUUAGUAAGGAAAUGUGUUAAGACAAUUGGGACACAGCCAUGCCUUUAUCCAGGUGUCUAUGACAGCUCUUCUCUGCCUCACUCCACUUAAUACCGCAGUGCAAUCUUCAAUCAUUAUUUAAUCUCCCUCUUUCUAUUCUCGUCACAUAAAUACAAAGAAAUCUAUAUUCUAUCUGAUGCAUGUGCUUUUUGGUUGUUGAGGUAUUUUAUGUAUAGAAAUAUUUGCGAUACGUUGUCACCCAGAAAGAGGAGAAAUUAAGUUUGAUUUAAUAAAAAUGAUUUGUACUCUCCGUGUA